This is a messenger RNA of Adineta ricciae, 1215 nucleotides long. Lineage: Eukaryota; Metazoa; Rotifera; Eurotatoria; Adinetida; Adinetidae. The record is from the annotation of a GenBank genome assembly.
AUGACAACAAAUACGAAUUUUUAUCAAGAAUCACAACAGAGCAGACAUAGAACACCAUUGUUACGUGGUACUGAUGAGAGAUUAGCCGUACAAGAUGAAACGCCAUCAGAUCGAUCACGUUCACCAUCUACUCAUUGUCACGUGCCUGAGGAUAAAUUUGAUUAUGCAUCAAGAAAUCGUUUGAUUAUUGUUCUUAUUAUUUGUGUUAUUUUCAUGAUUAUUGAAAUAGUUGGAGGUGUUCUUUCAAAUUCAACAGCUGUUGUAACUGAUGCUGCUCAUAUGACGAUUGAUGUUGCAAGUUUCCUAAUAUCAUUAACAGCCAUGUAUCUUGCACGAAAACGACCAACACGAAAGCUUUCAUUUGGUUACAUUCGAGCAGAAGUACUUGGAGCUUUGUUGAGUGUCUUGACUAUCUGGUUAGUCACUGGCAUCCUUGUUUAUAUGGCCAUCGAACGGUGUAUCAAUCAGUCAUUUAAAGUCAAUUCUUUAGAAAUGAUUAUCGUCGCAUCCUGUGGUGUCUUUUUCAAUAUCGUAAUGUUUUUCACUUUGCAUGCUAAUGCAUGUGGUAAAUCUCUACCGCACCAUGGACAUUCACAUGAUCAUAAUCAUGGCCAUUCGCACGGCGAAAGUCCUGAUAGUAAUAGUACGAUUAUCAAUACUGAACCGUUAGUAGGUGAAAUCAUCGUUGGAUCACCUGGAGAUCAUGCAAUUAACCCGAAAAAAUCACAAAAAAAUAUCAAUGUUCGAGCUGCAAUUAUUCACGUUAUUGGAGAUUUUGUUCAAAGUGUUGGCGUUCUCUGUGCGGCAAUACUGAUUCAUUUUAAGCCAGACUACAAACUCGCUGACCCUAUCUGUACGUUUGUUUUCUCCGUUCUGGUUCUCAUUACGACUAUUACUAUCAUGCGUGAUAUCAUUCUUGUACUAAUGGAAGGUGUACCAUCGAAUGUAAACUAUUCUCAAGUAGUUGAAGAUCUUCUUCGAUUGCCUGGCGUGCGAAAUGCGCAUAGUUUACAUAUAUGGUCAUUGUCCUUACAACGAACCGCUCUUUCUGUCCAUAUUGCAAUCGAUUCGGAUCGAGAUUAUUUGACAGUACUGAGUCAAGCUCAAGACAUGCUUCGUCGUGAACAUUCGAUAUCUCGGAUGACAAUUCAAGUGGAGCCGUAUGAUGAGUUUAUAAUGAAUAUGUGUGAAAAUUGUCGUCGACCAGGCAGUUGA